Molecule: messenger RNA, 975 nt
Organism: Anneissia japonica
Lineage: Eukaryota; Metazoa; Echinodermata; Crinoidea; Comatulida; Comatulidae
Product: melanocortin receptor 4-like
Exons: 1
Coding region: 1-975 (324 amino acids)
Biological process (GO): G protein-coupled receptor signaling pathway
Cellular component (GO): membrane
Molecular function (GO): G protein-coupled receptor activity
Source: RefSeq, a predicted model, not a curated record
AUGUCGUGUUCAAAUGGGACCUUCGAUUUUGGGGCUGACUUUGUAAACUUUGUAGUGAAAAACUCAAAGCUAUAUUUAUGCAUUGUGUUCACAAUCUGCGUUCCAGUGGUGCUGAAUAACUUAGUGGUGAUUAUUGUAAUCGUAAAGACAAAACUCCUUCGACAGAAGCACAACAUUUUUGUCCUAUCUUUGGCAGUAUGCGAUUGCAUGAUUGGUAUUUUGUAUGUCGUAAUUGUUAUAUGCUAUCACAAUAAAAUAAUUUUUAUCGACACUUAUGUUAUCAGUUACAUUUUAUAUUCAUUAAUUUUUACAUCGAUAUCGAAUGUUACUGCCGUGGCAGUGGACAGAUCUCUUGCGCUAGUGUUUAUACCUUUGCGCUAUGAAAGUAUCGUCACCAUUAAACGUCUUUUGGUGUCUUGCUUCUGUCUAUGGGUUGGGCCUCUUGCGAUACAACCAGUCCUACAUUUCUAUAGCGAGUCAGAAAUAGAUUUGCGAAUAUUUUCCACGACUUGUCUAAUUGCUUUGACAGCAACAGCUAUUUUCUAUUUGAUAAUAUACCAGAAGAUAUCAGAAUGUGACCAACGUCUAACGGCUAUGGGUGUCAAGGGUGUUAACUCAUCUACGAUACUUCUGAAGACCUUUUCAAUUAUAAUUGGAGUUUCCAUGAUAUUAUGGUUACCAUAUCUAGUUAUUAGCAUAUGUGUUUCAUUUCAGAAGAUCGCUUGUUCCUUUGGAACAUCGUAUGUUCUCGUGUACAUUAUAUCGCAUUUAAUUACGAUUGUAAAUUCACUAAUCAACCCAAUUAUUUAUUGGUGUCGACUUUCGGAUUUCCGUAACGCUGUCAAACACAUCUUUUGUCGACGAUGCAGUGUUUUGUCGCAAUACCGGGUAGGACGCGGUAGCAGCGCCCCACCCGGGCGCCCCAGAAUUUCCCUGACAGAAGGGGAAAAUCCCGACAGGCGAGAAAACGAUUAG